AUGCUAUUAUCUAGAUCUAGGCGAUACUCAAGAAAAAAAUGUUUCCUGUAUUUUUUGUUUAGUUCCCUGUUUGGAUGUGUAAUUUAUAUAGAACUGUUUUCUUAUUACAUAAAUACUCUAAAUUGGCACCAGUUAAAAUGUAAACACUAUAACAAAUGUACUAAAAUACUCUUAGUAGCAGAUCCCCAAAUUAUUGGAAAUAAUGAAGAAAUUUUACAUUUUUUGACCCCAUUUACUAUCUUUGAUAGUGACAGGUUUCUGAAACAAACAUAUAUACAAGCAUAUAGUUUUGUACAACCUGAUAUAGUAAUAUUUCUUGGAGAUUUGAUGGAUGAAGGUCACAGAGCUACAAAUCACGAAUUUCAUCAAUAUGUUAGAAGAGUGUUUGAUAUAUUUCUAGAUGCUACUUCAAGUUCAUUUGUAAGGCACAUCUGGAUUCCAGGCGAUAAUGAUAUUGGAGGGGAAGACACCUUGGUCACCAAAGAAAAGAUUGACAGAUUUGAACAAGCAUUCUCACAACCGAAGUUUAUUACUUUUAGAAACAUAAGUUUUUUCAAGAUAAAUCGUUUGAUUUCUGACAUUCCGGUGUAUAAAAAGAAGAGAGACUUUUAUAAUACUGACGAGUUGUUUAUAGGUUUAAGCCACGUGCCUCUAAUGUUCAAACCUUCAACUUUUGUUGAUAAGAUGCUAAACAAAAUGAUGCCUCACGUAAUGUUUACUGCCCACGAACACAAAUCAAUGAUAUUCAAUACUGAUGCUCAUCUUCGCCAAGAUUUCCAUCUAACGCCUGUUAAGCCAGAAAUCAAUCAAAUUUUCGAAUACUCUUUGGGAACAAAAGACAUGUAUGAAAUUGUACUUCCAACAGCGUCUUAUAGAAUGGGAACAAAUAAAAUAGGUUAUGGAUUUGCGGUCAUAGAAAAUAAUGACCUGCAGUUUACAGUAUUAUGGUCUCCGUCCAGAUUUUUACAUCUUAAAAUUUAUUUUUACGUUUUUCUAUGCCUUGUUACGUAUAUUUUUCUCAUGUUGUUAUUUAAGUGUGUUACCCUGUUAAGGUGCUCGAUAAGAAAUUGA
Molecule: messenger RNA, 1071 nt
Organism: Diabrotica balteata
Lineage: Eukaryota; Metazoa; Arthropoda; Insecta; Coleoptera; Chrysomelidae
Source: the annotation of a GenBank genome assembly